Molecule: messenger RNA, 16174 nt
Organism: Acanthaster planci (crown-of-thorns starfish)
Lineage: Eukaryota; Metazoa; Echinodermata; Asteroidea; Valvatida; Acanthasteridae
Product: hemicentin-1-like
Molecular function (GO): calcium ion binding
Source: RefSeq, a predicted model, not a curated record
AUUUAUUGGUUAACAGGUGUUGUCGAUGUCGCGAGCGCGCAUUUACACUAGACUAAACAUUGCUUACCGCUUGAUAUUGUUCGUUUGUACUGUCCGAUCCUGCUAGUAGUAGUAGCUACAAACUACAACAAAGUUAUUCAGUGAUUUGUGCUGAAAGUGUAGUUGUGUAAGACCAGCUUAUUGUUGCUGCCAGGACCAUUUCCUCUCAUUUAUUGGAGCCACGAGGAAUGGUUACAACUGAGCGAGCACACGCUGAUCGGUCAGUCGGAAGUCGCGGUGUUCUUCACGGGGGGCUGACGUGGUUGCUCCCGCUAAUCUCCGCAAGGGACUCCACUUAUUUAAGUGGUGACUCUUGCGGCUUUGGUCCUCAGUUAAGUUGUAAGCGAGGAAGGAGGCGGUCGUGUUGGACUAUUAACUCCUCAGUUGAAUGUUGUUACACACGAUUUUCCUGCAGAGGAAAAGAACAGAAUAGCAUUAGGAGGAGAUUCUAAUAGCCCUGUCAACGUACAUUUUUCCCGAUAAACUGUUGUCUCUCUCCACUGGCUUUGUUUGGAAUUGGAUGACGUUUCCGUAACAAGUUUCAGAUUUCGACCGGACAUUUCUCUGGGUCGGACCACCCUGUCGGACUUGUUUGGGACUCUCCUUGGUCAGUGGUCAAAGAGAAAGAACAUUUUUGCUGGCUUUGUGGAUUUUUGGAACGCCGUUGGUGAACUCUUUGCAUUGUUGAGAGGGUAACCAAAUUUGGUCCCUCGUCUUAUACCACCGACAUGCUACAUCACUCCACGAUGAAUGCUUUCUGGAGCAAACUCAGCCCUCUUCUUCUGAUCAUCUGCUCCUUACCCCUCAGUGGGGUUCACUCACAGAUUUCUGGGUAUGAGGCACCGAGUGUUAGCUAUAACUUGGCCGGGAAUUUGGGUUUUGCUGCCCCUCAACCACCAGCCGAUCCUCCGCCUGCCCCAGCUCCAGUCACAGGCUCCACGUUAACCUUCGUUUUUGACAGUACAGGCUCAAUGUUUGAUGAUUUAGUCCAAGUCAUAGAUGGAGCUGAAAAUAUUUUGAACACAGCCAUGUCCAGACGGGAACAGCCACUGAAGAAUUUUGGACUGGUGCCAUUUCACGACCCUGACAUUGGGCCAGCCACCAUCACAACAGAUCCAGACAAAUUUGUGGAGAAACUCCGCAACGUUUAUGUGAGUGGGGGUGGAGACUGUCCAGAGGCCAGUAUAGGAGCCAUCUUGCAAGCAUUAGAGAUGAGCUUACCUGGCUCCUUCAUCUAUGUCUUCACUGAUGCCCGCUCCAAGGAUUACCACCUAGUGAAUGAAGUCUUGAAAACCAUCCAAGAGAAGGAGAGCCAGGUUGUCUUUGUCAUGACUGGUGACUGUGGCAACCAUUCUCAUCCUGGAUUUAAGGCCUAUGAACAAAUUGCAGCCACCAGCUCUGGUCAAGUCUUCCUCCUUAACAAAUCUGAUGUCGAUGAGGUACUGAAAUUUGUAGAAAUAUCCCUUCAGUCAAGGAAAGUCAACCUGAUUGGAACCAAUCAUGACUCCAAGGCCAUCAUCUCACAUCGACUACCUAUCGACUCCAGACUCAAUCAGAUUACCCUGGCUAUCAGUGGAACCAACCCAUUCCUGGAAUUACAUGAUCCCACAGGGAGACCAGUUUCAGUUGGUGACCCAGGCGUAGAAAAACAACUGGAUUUAGAUAAUGUUUAUAUAUUAAGCAUUAAAAAUCCCAAGCCUGGAUUAUGGUACUUACGUGCCGGUAGCAGCGAUGUACACUCUGUGCGUGUGACAGGUCUUAGCCAGUUGGAUUUCAGUUACGGAUUCUCCCGGAAACCUACCAUGAACAUUAACAUGACAUCACAUCGGGCUCUCGUAGGUCUUGUCUACAAUAUCCUGAUCGAGGGUAAAGAGCUUCACCCCGCUGGUAUUUUCCGAAGACUUGACUUCCUCGAUCUCCAAGGCAAUGUCAUUGCUACAUAUCCCCUGACAGAGGUAGACCCAAUGAGGGCGCUCUACAUUGUCUCGGACAUCGUUUCACCCGAAGGGUUCUAUUAUAUCCGAGUCAGUGGUGUGGACAGUAACGGCUUUGAGUUUCAGCGAAUCACCCCAACUGCACUUGAAAGUUUAAAACCAGACCCUCCUCGUGUGAGGAUGUCACCAUGGACACCAGGUUACUAUGGUUCCACAUCAGUCAUCACGUGUGCAGUUGAAAGUCUGAUACCCUUUACUCUCCACUGGACCAGAGAUGGACUGGUCAUCAGUGAACCUGUCCAGUACAGUGAAAGUGCCGAUGCCACAUAUGAAAUUCAUAACUCUGUGACUGCCAAUGAGGGAUUUUAUGGCUGUAAUGCAACCAACACAGAAGGUUCCAGUAGAGCUGAAACUUACCUAGAUAUCACCGAGGCUCCGCCCAUCCUUGACACACCGGAGAACGUGACCGUCACACCAGGUGACAGUGCUGUCCUGUCCUGCCAUGUCAUCUUCAGUGCUGUAGAGUACAACAUGACAUGGGAUCGGCCAGGUUCCUUUGUCACGUUGGCCAUCCAUAAUCGGGUCUCCCAGCUGCAGAACGGUUCUCUGCUGAUUCAGAAUAUCAACCUGGCUGAUGCUGGUCGGUACCGAUGCAUCGCAGCCAAUGAGGGUGGACCGUCCUACGAAAAUGUCUACUUGUUUGUACAAGAAAAACCAGAAGUGAGGAUCAGUGGUGGCAACCUAACCUUCACCAGAGGUCAGAAUUUCUCCAUGACCUGUACGGCCAGGGGCUUUCCAGUCCCUCACUUGACCUGGCUGAAAGAUGGCCGAGAAUUACCCACGAUUCCCGGACUCAUAAUCGGUCCAGAUGGGGAACUGACUUUCAUUAAUGCCAGUCCAGAGGUGCAUGGCCAUUACACCUGCAUUGCAUCCAAUAGUGCUGGCGUAUCUGGAACAUUAUCGACAGUCCUUUACACUGAGAAGCCCAUCAUCGACAUGCCUACCCAUCAGCAACUAGCCACGCCCGGUGCCCUUUCAACCUACCUUCACUGCCCCGCAACCGGUAUCCCACCACCCAAGUUUACCUGGUUCAAGGAUGAAUUUGACCUAAGUGCUAUGAGUUUCAUCAGUGUCCAUAGUAAUGGAACGUUGGAGAUUCUGUCCGUCCAGAUUGUCGAUAAAGGAGUCUAUACUUGCGUGGCUACCAACACGGCUGGCAAUGAUACGGCCGCCAUUACUCUCGACGUUGGAGCUCGUCCUACUAUCUUGACCAUACCGGCUGAUAUUGGUGUCCAGUAUGGUCAGAAUGUGACCAUGACAUGCUUGGCCCGAGGUACACCCCAACCAGUCAUCAGUUGGAGGAGAGUUGGUGGUGUUCCCAUCGACAGUAGCCCUCGUGUCACUAUACAGAGCAAUGGAAACUUAGUCAUCAGAGACAUCAAUGUUGAGGAUGCUGGGACAUAUGUCUGUGAAGCAAUCAAUGAGCAUGGACGAGAUGAGGUGUCAGCCCAAAUACGAAUCACUGGCCUGGUUCGUCCGGACAUUGCAGACAGCCCCGACGUUUCCGAAAAAAUCGGCACAACGGUGACACUUCCCUGCACCCCUAUUCUUGGUAACCCACCCCCAACCAUUCACUGGUACAGAGAUGGUCUGCCCAUCAGGCAUGGAACCCACUAUCGCGUCAGGGAAGAUGGUAGUCUCAGGAUACAUCCAUUGCGACGAGAUGAUGCUGGAAUGUAUAGGUGUGUAGCAAGUAACGUUGCAGGGAAUGAUACGCUGUGGACUCAUGUUACUGUCCAAGUACCACCAACCAUCAACAGCACAGAAACCAGUUACACCGUUGUCUACCGUGACUCGGUUGAGCUGCUCUGCCCAGCGACUGGCUUUCCACGACCCACCGUCGCAUGGUUCAAGAACGGUGUUCCAAUCUCCUCUAAUGAGCUGAACCAAUAUGUAACAGACCAGGGGUCCCUAGUCAUUACAUUUGCCAAUGAAGAUGACGCAGGAACCUAUACUUGCAUGGUGUCCAACAAGGCAGGCAGCACAGAUCUGGAAAUAACUCUCCACGUCCUUUCUCCUCCAUCAAUCACUGAGCAACCCCUUUCCCCUAACCUCAACGUCACCGUUGGUAGCACCAUCGCCAUUAAUUGUGAGGCUGAGGGUCUGCCUCCUCCCACAAUCCACUGGCUUCGUGACGGGAACCAGCUACGCAGCAGUGGUGCUAACUAUGUGAUCGAUUCGUCAGGAUCGUUGACCCUGCAACGCAUAUCAGUUAAUGACCAGGGGCAGUAUGUCUGUGUGGCAUCCAAUAUUGCUGGCAACUCCACCAAGACAAUUUACCUCAAUGUUCAAGUACCUCCCAGUAUUCAAGAGAGCGGACCUAUCGAUCUGACUGUACUGGUUGGUAAUUCCAUUGAUUUGUCCUGUGAAGCACUCGGCAUACCUGCUCCUGAGGUUACUUGGCAGAAGGACGGUGUUCAGCUCAGACAGAAUUCACAGCUGAUCUUCCUGCCCUCUGGAUCUUUACGGGUACAACAAGCUGAUCAGAUGAAUACUGGUACGUACAUGUGUGUAGCCAGCAAUGCAGCAGGUUCAACAUCUAAAGUCAUCACACUCACUGUGCACACAUAUCCAAAUGUCACCAAUUUCCAGAGUGUCUAUAUUAUCAACCAGACUCAAUCAGUCACUCUCCGCUGCCCUGCAACCGGUUACCCACCCCCCACUGUCACAUGGACCAAAGACGGCAUGCCUAUCUCGGAGAAUGACUUGGACCGGUCAAAGUAUUUCAUUGAUGAGUCUGCUGGUACCUUGCAGAUCAUUGAUGCUAAAUAUGUGGAUUCAGGAACUUAUGAGUGUCUGGUUACCAACUUGGCUGGCGGUAUAUCCAAACAGAUCACAUUGACCGUUAAUGUCCCUCCAACCUCCGAUGGCGAAGUUGACAUCCGAACCCUGCAAGUCACUCAGGAUCAGUCCAUCUCCCUUCAGUGUGAUGUCAUCAGUUACCCUCCUCCUGAGUUUACCUGGCUGAAGAAUGGCCGUCGGCUUCCAGGAGACCUACGCCAUGUUGUCAGACCAGACGGAACCUUGGCUCUAUCCUCUCUGAGAUUGAUUGACAGUGGAACCUACACCUGUAUUGCUAGUAAUGUUGCUGGCAGUACCAACAUCAUCUAUCGGCUACAAGUGAUCUCACCCCCGUCGAUUGCACCAGGCUUGACCCAACUAACCGUUGAAUCAGGUCGAACCAUUGAGCUGUCUUGCGAAGUGGACGGUAUCCCGACUCCACAAGUGCAGUGGCACAAGCAGGGCAUACCCCUGGAUGUUGACAACAACCCGAGGAUAAACAGACUGGUAGCCGGGUCACUGAGGAUCCAAGGUGUGACAGAGGAAGAUACAGGAGAGUAUGAAUGCUAUGCAUUCAAUGCAGCUGGGUCCGCAUCCAGACUUAUCAAUCUAGAUGUUAGAGUCUCUCCCACUAUCCUUGAGACACCGCGGGAGUACACAGUCAAGGUCCGUUUCCCAGUCACCCUCCUGUGUCCUGUCACUGGUACCCCGAAACCCGAGAUCACCUGGUUGAAAAACGGCCAGGAGAUUGAAGAUGUCCGCUACUACCAAACACAAGAGGGCUCCCUCCGCAUUGCCUCGACCGUCAGGGAUGAUGAUGCCAACUUCACAUGUGUCGCCAAAAACAGUGCAGGCACCAGCUAUAAAGACAUCAGAUUGACUAUUUAUGUUCCACCUUAUGACCUGACCAUCGGUGAUAAGAUGUUUGACUUCUUCCUAAAUGAUCGCAUCUCCCUUCCAUGCGUCAUCGACAGCUACCCUCCUCCUACCAUCAUCUGGAAGAAAGAUGGAGAGGAACUUGUCAUCGAUGGCCAGAACUAUGUCCAGGAAAAGCAUUCCUUGGAGAUUCCCAGGGCUAAAGUGUCUCACUCGGGUGUCUUUGAGUGUGUGGCGACUAACAUUGCUGGUAACAUCACCAGAAGCAUGAUUGUUCAUGUUAUGGUUACCCCAAGGAUCGGCAUUGGUCCAUCUGUCAUCAAAGCCUUUGUUGGGGAUUCCAUCACCCUCCCCUGUGAAGCAGUAGGAAUCCCUGCCCCUGUUCACACUUGGGAGAAGGCAGGACGUCUCCUAGAUUUGGAGAAUGGCAGGAUUGCCCAGCUUUUCUCUGGAUCGUUAGCCAUUGAUAACGUGACACAAUCUGAUGCUGGGACAUACCUGUGUCUUGUCCAGAAUGACGCCGGAUCUGACACUAAGGAGAUCAGAGUUGUGGUUCAGGUUCCGCCAAUCAUCAUCCAAGACAGAGUUGAAAGGCUUGAACGACGAAUCAACAGUGAGGUCAAGUUAGACUGCAAGGCCUAUGGCGUCCCAGUCCCUGAGAUAACCUGGUAUAAAGACGGAAACAAAAUUCAACAGUACGAGAAUGGCUACACCAUCCUAACCAAUGGCACGCUUCUGAUCUCCAACCUACAACCUAAUGACAACGGCAUGUACGAAUGCUGGGCCAUGAGCGAGAGUGGAAAUGCAACACUAGAAAUCUCCAUAAACACACAAAUGAGGCCCUACAUUGAUGGUGAGAACACUAUCUUCCAACCUGAGACGGUCUCCGUUACCCAGUAUGGUAAUGUCUACCUACAUUGUAAUGUAACAGUAGCCCAUCCACAGGCUAGUAUCCAGUGGUAUAGAGACGGCCGGAUUAUCACCAGUCGAGGUGAUCAGGGAAUACAGGUAGAGAUGGGCGGAGCUCGGCUGAGUAUUCCUUUAAUCCAGGAGAGAGAUGCUGGAAUGUAUCAAUGCGUCGCUACCAAUGGAAUUGGCGAUAGCAACAAACAUUUCCAUGUCAGUGUUCAUGUCCAUCCAGUCAUCACUAGCUUACGUUAUGAGCAACUCAUCGUCAGUGCUGGGGAAUCGGUCAGCAUCGCCUGUGAUGCUACUGGCUAUCCUACCCCCCGCAUUGCCUGGCGUUUUGAGGAUCGUCCUGUCUCUGGUCAGAACCCACACUAUAAUAUCCACUCUGAUGGAACCCUGGAGAUACCCAGUGUGUUUGUGUGGGAUCAGGGACGUUAUAUGUGUGUCGCUAAGAGUGUUGCUGGGAAUGCCACACGUGUUGUUGACUUGAGAGUCAUGGUACGUCCAACCAUCACCCAAGUACAGACCUCCCUGACUCGCAUCGAAGGCUCUUCCGUUAUCCUACCCUGCGAGUCAGCAGGUGUACCAGAGCCCAGCGUGACCUGGGAGAAAGAUGGCAUGACCUUGAACCCUGACGACGACCCAGACAUGGAAAUGAUUUUCACUGGAUCAUUACGACUUGCCAAUGUGGAUGCCUCAGAUGCUGGGCUAUAUCGGUGCAUUGCCAGGAAUGAUGCUGGUCAAGCUUCAAUAGCCAUGACGUUUAUUGUGCAUACUCCACCUGUACCCGACCCAAACUUACCAUCGCAAAUCACCCCUCGUCCAUUCAAUGAUACCAUCAUCCCUUGCAAGAUGACGGGUAAUCCCAAACCACGCAUCCGAUGGUUCAAGAACAACCUUCCCGUCGCAGUCAACCGAGGGAAGUACAGGCAACUUGCCGAUGGUUCCCUCCUGAUCCGCAGUGUGCAUGCCAUGGACAGCGGUCGUUACACCUGCGUUGGUGAAAAUGGUGUCGGCGUGAAAUCCAACAGUGUGGAUCUUGUUGUUCCCAUCCCUCCUCGCAUCCCUGACUCCAACACUCCAACUGAGUACCCCAUCUCAGAGCUCAUGCCUAUCGACCUGCAAUGCUUCAUUACCGACGCCUACCCCCCACCCAUCAUCAUGUGGUUCAAAGGUCGUGAGCUGUUGACUGAUGACGACGAUGGCAUCACCAUUCAAAAUGAUGUGCUCCAUAUUGAUGCCAUUAGGAUUGAAGACGCUGGAGAAUACAGCUGUCUAGCUUUCAACCUGGCUGGCAACGCCACUAAGAUCUGGAACAUCGAUGUACAAACCCGCCCCCGUGUUAUCGGCGAUUCCAUCAUUCGUGUGACUGUGGAUCAAGACUCCAAGAUCUUACUGCCCUGUGCCGUGGAGGCCACCCCAGCCCCGUGGAUUGAGUGGGAGAAAGACGGUGAAAUUCUUCCCUCCAAUGUCCCGAGUCAGGAAAACAACGGAAUUGUUACCAUGGAGAUUCCAGAUGCCAAGAGAAGCAACAGUGGCAUCUAUAAGUGCUAUGCUAGGAAUGCGGCAGGAAAUGUGUCCAUAACCUUUGUGGUUGAAGUUCAUGUUCCACCUGUGAUUGAAGAUGCCUUGAAAGAAGUCAUUGCCGUGGGGCUGGGCCAGUCCAUCAUUAUCCCUUGCCGAGCCUCGGGAUUCCCUCCUCCUGAGAUCUCCUGGCAGAAGAACUACCAAGACAUCCCCAAGAACAGCUUGGCCAUGCGGGUCAUGGUGGACGGCUCACUGGUCAUCAAUAGCACCAGGGUAGGAGAUGCUGGGCUCUAUGCUUGCCUGGCUAAUAGUAUAGCUGGAUUCCAGAUGAGAGAGGUCACUCUCAAAGUUCAAGAGGCACCGUACAUUCCUCGGCCUCAACUGACAGAAGAAACUCCCCACUAUGGUUCUGCGGUGCUCCUGACCUGUCCUGUCACUGGUAUCCCACAACCAGACAUCAUGUGGAUGAAGGAUGGUGUACCAGUUGAUCCAUACGAGGCUGAGAUCUUUGCAAAUGGCACAUUGAUACUACGUAAUGUCCAAGGCAGUGACAGCGGCAGAUAUGAAUGUAUCGCUGUCAAUGAGGUUGGCAAUUUCAGUAUCUACAUUGAUGUCACUGUUCAUGUUGAGCCUGAGAUCAGAAACGCUUCCUCAAUCAGUCUUCUCUCAGUCCUGCUCAACCAACGUCUGGACAUGGUCUGUGAGAUCUUAAACUCCGUGCCUCCAGCAACCAUCAUGUGGUACAAGAAUGGUGAACCGUUACCCAGCCAAGACCCUAACUACUUUACCCAAGCUGACAACCAAAUUUUGACCUUUACUAGUGCCCAGACAGCCGAUUCUGGAACCUAUGAAUGUCGUGCCACAAACAAUGCAGGCAGUACCAAGAAAAUCUUCAAUGUUGAAGUCCAAGUCCUACCGGUUAUUGAUGGUCAACCCCCGGGCUCCGGCCCCAUCGACCCUAUCUCAGUCACGGUCACCCAAGACAAAUCCAUUGACCUGCCUUGCCAUGCCAGCGGUAACCCCCAACCCACAAUCACCUGGUACAAGCAAGGUGAACCAGUUACCCAUAAUACACCUGGUGUGCGGGUCAGCCGUGAUGGGACAGUGCUGAGUAUUAGUAGGGCCAAUGUCAUCCAUGCUGGAUUGUUUACAUGCUUGGCAACGAGCAGCAUCGGAAACGCAACGAAGGUCUUUGCAAUUAUGGUUCAUGUUCCACCUGAGAUAGACAAUGCCGAGACCCUCCACAACAUCACCGUCAUACAGAACAACAGGGUUCUUUUGCAGUGUCCAACAGUCGCUAUCCCUGUUGCAAGAAUCAAGUGGUUUAAAGACAACAGGCCUUUGCACACGUCUCAAAACGUUGUUAUCCGAGAUGGUGGUAUGGCGUUAGAGAUUCGUGAUGCACAGUUGCUGAAUAAUGGACGAUACCACUGUGUAGCAACCAACAUCGUUGGAGAAAGCACCAAGUAUUUUGCUGUGGAGGUCUUCAUUCCUCCACAGCCAGUGAACAGCAAUCCAAAUAGCACUUCAGUUGACACCCAGAAAUCUGUCACUCUGAAUUGUGAGAGUGAAGGUUACCCCCUACCUACAAUCACGUGGACGAAAAAUGGAGUGUUCAUUUCACCGGCUAGUUCAAGAUACCAGAUUUCAUCAGGCAUCCUUCAUAUUCCUGAGGUCAGUGUUGCUGACAUGGGCUUCUACGAGUGCUUUGUCUCAAACAUUGCCGGCAACUUUACCAAAUCAUUCACUCUGGAAGUCUUAGUGGCUCCAACCAUCGAGCCUAUCCGUGGCCCCAUCUCGGUCAGCUUGGGUCGUCCCAUCCGCAUCCCUUGCACUGCCUCUGGCAACCCUCGUCCUACCAUCACCUGGCAGAAGAACAAUCAAAUCUUGACCUCUGACAUGGGUUAUACCAUUCUGGACAAUGGGAUGUUGAUGAUUGAUAGUUCAGAGAUGAGUCAUGCCGGACGUUACAUCUGUAUAGCCCGAAGCAAAGCAGGGUCAUCUGUGUUGAGGGUGGACCUACAAGUCCAAGUGAGGCCUUCCAUUGAGGGACCAGCAUUCAGUGAACACUCGGUUACCGAGGAAGACCAGAUCACUCUGUCCUGUGAAGUGAGUGGUAUCCCACCACCCGUCAUUCGUUGGAUCCAUAACAGCCAAGAGAUCACAGGGAACAGUUUCCAUCACAACAUUCUACCCAGUGGCUCAUUGCAGAUACCAGUAGUUCGUCGUGAGGACCAGGGAUUGUAUGUAUGCUUUGCUGAUAAUGGAGUUGGCAUCGCUCAGGUGCAGCGAUAUCUGGAGGUCCAAGUUCCUCCAAGUCCAAAUCCUCGUCAGCCCUCAGAGUUCUUUGUCAAUACGGGUAGUGUUGCUCGCCUAUCUUGCAUCAUUGAUGGCUUCCCACCCCCCACAAUCACUUGGGAAAAGGACGGACAACCCAUUGAUACCUCAAGACGGUUAUCUGUUGAAGACGAUGGCACAUUGGUCAUUCAGCAAGUUCAAGAAAGUGACAGUGGUCAGUAUGUUUGCACGGCAAUCAAUGCAGUUGGACACGUAACGAGAACUGUGGUACUGACAAUACAUGUUGGUCCACGUUUUGUCCGUUUCCCCAAUGACAUUGAGCUUGGCAUCAGAGAUCGUUUGGAGUUGGUCUGUGAAGCACAAGGCAACCCACCUCCCCAGAUUACCUGGUACAUCAAUGGCACUCAGACAGUCAGUCCGCCCACUGUCAAUGGUAGAAGCACCUAUGUGAUUGAUAGUAUCAGUAAGGAUGAUGAAGGAACAUACAAAUGCUCAGCUGAAAACACCUUGGGAAAUCGUGCUGCAUCAGCAGUUGUUAUUGUCAGAGUUCCACCAACUAUUUCAGUCUCUGCUGACGACAAGGUUGUCCGUGUGAGUGACAUCACCGUGUUAGACUGUGCUUCACAAGGUGACCCACCCCCUGAAGUCGUCUGGCUUAAAGGCAAUAAGAUUGUAACCUUCAAUGACAGGAUCCAGAAAGCUCCUAAUGGCUCACUCAUCAUUUACGGGACAAAGCCGGAGGACGCAGGCCGGUAUAUUUGCCGUGUCUUCAACCGUUUUGGCAGUGAUAGUUCAGCAGCGGCUCUUGAAGUUCAGCGGGAACCAACAUUCAUCAUGGAGCCCAGGAACACGACUGCUGACCAGGGCUCAACCAUCAAACUGCACUGCCUAGUGGAAGGGGAACCCAAACCAACGAUCAGCUGGCUUAAGGAUGGUUUCCUUAUCUAUCCUGGUCAGAGAAUCGCCAUCUUGCCUAAUAAGACGUUGGUUAUUGUGGCUGCUAAACGAGAAGACACCGGCCGAUAUGUCUGUCAGGCCACCAACUCAAUGGGCCCUCAGUCUGUUGGGGUCAAUGUCAUUAUAAGAGUGCAUGGACAGUUUUCAGAAUGGGGCCAGUGGGGUGAGUGUAGUAAAACGUGCGGUGAGGGUGCACACCAACGACGUACCAGACAAUGCAACAAUCCGACCCCAGCUAAUAACGGCCGGCAGUGUUCAGGGCCGUCAACUGAUAACAGAGAAUGUAUUCUGCCAAUGUGCCCUAUCGAUGGCAGAUGGAGCACCUGGCAACCUUGGGGGGAGUGCUCUGUUACAUGUGGCACUGGGAUUCGAACCCGAGUCCGUUAUUGUGAUAAUCCACCACCACAGUACAAUGGUAGAGGAUGUGAUGGAGCUCCCAACCAACAGGCUGACUGCAUUAUGAGGAAUUGCCCAGUGGAUGGGAGGUACGGUCCUUGGACCAAUUGGCAGCCGUGCAGCACAACAUGUGGUAAUGGUGAACAGAUUCGAACCCGACAGUGUAACAAUCCACCACCACAGAACUUUGGGCGAGAUUGUUUGGGACCCGCUAUGCAUAAGAGAAUGUGUUCAGAAAGAGAUUGCCCAGUGGAUGGUCGCUGGAAUGAGUGGUCAGCCUGGACAACUUGUACACGUUCCUGCAAUGGUGGCUUGCGAACAAGAUCACGAACAUGUCAAGCCCCACAGAAUAAUGGCAGAGACUGUGUUGGGAACAACAUUGAACAAGACAUCUGCAACGUUGAACGCUGCCCAAUCCACGGUAAUUGGUCUCCAUGGGAGGCGUGGACAAGCUGCAGUGCCUCGUGCGAUGGUGGGCGACAGUAUCGAUCCCGUUCUUGUACUCGUCCUGCUCCACAAUACAAUGGCAGACGCUGUCCUGGCAAAUCUCAGGAAGUCCGAAACUGUAACCAGGAGGAAUGCAGACGGAAUGGUAACUGGAGUCCUUGGUCAGCAUGGAGUCCAUGUUCUCAGACGUGUGGGGACAGUGAGAGUAUCAGAGAACAUACCUGUGACAAUCCAGCCCCAGCUAAUGGUGGCUUGCCAUGUGUUGGUCCUCGGACACAAGUCAGGAAGUGUAAUGUCCCAUCAUGCAUAGGAGGCCCAAUUGAAGCUGUGGCCCAAGUAUCCGGUAACAUUAACGGAGAAGAGUUUGGUACAACCCUGCUCAUCUCUAAUGUCUCAUCUGAGACUCAAGGCUUCAGUCUAGUCAGAGCAAGAAUGUACGACAUACCGGCCUCUGUUGGUUAUGCUCUGCGAUAUCUGAUCUCUUUAAUUUCACCCAUCUAUUGGACCAGUGCCUAUGAAGUUGGUGAUGCCAUCAAUGGCUAUACACUCACCAAGGGCAACUUUGAACGAGAAACUGAAGUAGUCUUUGGAUCAGGUGAAACCAUGAGGAUUACGUACCGAGUGACAGGCGUAGAUGCAGAUGGCGUCCUGAAACUGAGUAUCAUCGUGACUGGUGAAGUUCCCGAGUUCUACCCAGAGGACCAAGUCAUCUUUCUUCCUUAUGAUGAGGAUUAUAUCCAGACAGGGCCGGGUGAGAUCUUUGCCCAAUCCCGACGAGUCUUUACGGUUAAUGGUAUCCCCAUACCCUAUGCCUGGAAGCAUCUGAUUAGCUACGAUCAAUCCGGUGUGAGAAUGCCAUUCUUGGUGGAGACACUGAAGGCAAGAGGACUGCAGGGGAACUUCAAGCCAGCAGAGCAGAUGAUGGAAUAUGGCCUGCAAGUCUCCAUACAUGAAGGUAGCCCAAGUAACCAGUGCCCACAAGGAUUCUACUUCGACCAAUCAGGACCCUUUUGCAGAGAUGAAGACGAGUGUGCACAAAGUGGAACGUGCCACCACCGAUGUAGGAACACACCUGGCAGUUACGAGUGCUCAUGUUUAAGAGGUUACAAGUUGGAUCGCAACAACAGGUGCUCUGACAUUAAUGAAUGUGAGGCAAAGCCACAACUCUGCUCAGCCAAUCAGGAUUGUCAGAACAUCCCUGGCAGUCAUCUCUGUUUAACCAGUUGCAGAGCAGGUUUCAGGAGACUACCAACAGCUCUGACAUGCAGUGAUGUUAACGAAUGUGAAGAUAUAGAUGAUUUGUGUGAUCAUCAGUGUCAGAAUACCUUGGGUAGCUAUAGAUGUAGAUGUAACCGUGGCUUUGAGCUGCAAGGAGGAAGCCGAUGUGUAGACAUUAACGAGUGUGAACGACCCGAUGCAUGUGUAUCCAGAGAUCAGCAAUGUACCAACACACUUGGAAGCUUCACUUGCAUAACUGUUUGCCAGAAUGGUUUUGAAAGGGCACCUAAUGGAUCCUGUGCUGAUAUCAACGAGUGUUCAAAUCCCAUAUGGAAUCGUUGCUCUCGUAUUCAAACUUGUAAGAACACCUACGGUGGCUAUACUUGCCUGUGUCCCAGAGGAUUCAGAAAUGACCAGCAGACAAAUAUAUGCCUUGAUAUUAACGAGUGUCGUGACAGCCCUUGUAGCUACGAGUGUCGUAACACUAGGGGGAGUUACGAGUGUAUCUGCCCAGAAGGUAUGCUGAGGUUGAGCGACCGUAGGACAUGUGUGGGGAGAGCCGUAGGUCCAAAUGAACAAUUGAUUGUUCCUACUCAACGGCCAGAGAUUUGCAGUCUGGGUUACCAGCUUGUCAACAAUGUAUGCAUUGAUGUUGACGAAUGUCAGGUGGGUCGUCAACGGGGCCACAGUUUCUGUCAGGGAACUUGUACGAACACAGAGGGAAGUUAUACUUGUUCCUGCCCUGCAGGUUACAGGCUGAGCGAGGACAAGACCAACUGCAGAGAUAUUAACGAGUGCAAAUCAGACCGAUGCGGACGAGAUAGGAUGUGCUUCAACACCUUAGGAAGCUACGAAUGUGUUUACGUCCCAUGUCCAAGGUUCUAUCGAAGAGCUGAACUACAAACCUCAGAAGGCACUCAGUUCAGUUGCAUUAAAGAGUGUCCCCGCAAUGCUCCUGACUGCUACGAUCUUGAAGAUUCCAUCCGUUAUAAGACUUUAGCCCUGGCCAGAGAUUACAGCGAUGGAUGGCCGACUCGGGAUCUCUUUGAGAUGAAAGUAGUCAACAUACGUGAUGGCAGACCUGAAGAAAAUUCCUACUUCACCAUCAUCGAUGAAAGAGGAUCACAAGAGUACUGUAACUGCAUAAUGCCGUUCAGAAUACGGCGGCAAAAUGGUAAGACACUCGUGGCUACAACUUCCACACUGGACAAGCCCAAGCAGUAUAAACUGACUGUCAAAGCAUCAGUCUACAAUGAACAAAAUGUCUUCCAGUAUGCAACCAGAGAUAUCAUCUUCAUAUCGGUGUCUGCAUAUCCUUACUAAGCAAUCAAGCUAGGGGGCACUCUUUGCAACAUUCAUUCGUCAGCCCUUAGCUGCCAGGUACAUGUAUGCUUUUCUUUAGAUUACGCUGUCAUGUAAGGAAUCUUGAAAGGUUUUGUCAGAAAACCUACACAGCAUUGGGAAGAAAAUCAAAGUUGCCAUGAAUCAAAGAAUUGUCCUUCCUGUAUGAUGGGAUAUCUGUCCAUUAUUAUUUACUAAAUUUGGUACGUAUAUAAAAAAUGUAUAUAAACACUAGCUAGGCUUGUUAUUUGUGCGUGUUCAAAAGCUGCCUUACUGGUAGAUCUAUCUACAGAACUAACAAGUAGACUUUUAAAGAAAGUAUUUUGGGUGUCAAAAUCUAUUUUUAUCUCUUUAAAAUGUUUUAUUUUUAACGGCUGAUAAUGGGGCAAUUUGAAACACAGUUUGCUUCUAGCACUGGCAUUUAAUUACAAGCCCGCUGCUUAGGUAACAAGUAUUGUUAUUUCUUAAAUCUUGAUAGCAUUGUUAUUUUUUGUUGAAAUCAUGUUGGAGAUCUUUGGCAACAUUCUGUUGGUUUCUUUCAAAUUAACUUUGGUGAGUAACCAUGCACAGCUGACUAAGAUGGCUGAGCUGUCCUGAAAAUAUGAAAGAAAAGUUUAUAUUCUCGGCCUGGGAAAUGUAGGCUGAUAAUAUACAAGGUCAAACCCACUGAAAAAAAAAGUAACUUAGGGCUUAUCAUGACCAAAAUGGACAUUGUGAUAUCGUGUCUCGAAUCAUUUGAAAUUCUUUCAUCCAAUGCAGUAAGUUUUGUGUGGUAAUUUUUGUGUGAUUUUUGUAAAAUUGGACACUGAAAACAAUAAUAGUUCAUAAACGGCUCAUUUUAGAAUUGUUAGUAAUCAGAAAUAUGUAUGUCAUUAUCUUGUUAAAAUAUCUUGUCUUCACUCUGAACUUUAUCUUUUAAAUUGGAUACAAAAAUGAUAUUCCUGGUUGGAAUUAUUGGAAGUGUUAGCAAUGAAAUCAAGGAAUAGUCAGCUUUAACCUUCUGUUCUAUGUAUUAGAUAACAAAACCCUUUUAUAGAUUUGUACAUAUGUAUAAUUUGUAAUUGCAGACAGUUUAAUUUUAAACAGGUUGUUUAAAAGGCGAACAAUCACUAAAUUUCGGAAAUUGCUCGACUAAAACCUGUUUUCAUGAAAAAAAGGCAACAUUGCUUUUGAACAGGAUUGAGUUGAAGUCUAUUUGAAAGUUGUGUUUGUGUACAAAACAAUGGAUUUUGUCACAAUUUUUUCUUUUUUUCAGGAAUUUUCUUGGUUUUCCUGAGUACAGGUCUCAAUAGUUUUCCGUUUUGUAUUUGUGCAUGCAGAUGCCAUGUUGUUAUUCUCCUGCAUAUGUCUGAUCAAAAUAAAAUAAUCUCUAAAAACAGAUAACAUACUGU